This is a messenger RNA of Megalobrama amblycephala (Wuchang bream), 20096 nucleotides long. It is a transcript of the gene col6a3, whose product is annotated as collagen, type VI, alpha 3. The record is from RefSeq and is a predicted model, not a curated record. The coding region runs from base 272 to 19300 and encodes 6342 amino acids. Gene Ontology annotation, molecular function: serine-type endopeptidase inhibitor activity. Lineage: Eukaryota; Metazoa; Chordata; Actinopteri; Cypriniformes; Xenocyprididae. The transcript is spliced from 65 exons.
UGAGUUGUGUGUUCUGUCCCAGGCUGGAGUGAGUGGCACUGCUCCUCUGGAGAGCACACAGUCAGCUCAACGGACGAGAGUCUCACAGCAAAGCUCUAGGACACAAGCUAAUCAGCAUCAUCUCUGCCUGACCCAUCAAGAACAGUUCAUAGAAGGGAAAUACCAGGAAGAUAAUGACCUAAAAGUUGUCUUUUUGCAGAUAUUUGAAAUUCCAUAGAAAGACUGCGGAAUACAGCGCUCUGAAUUCUGUAUUCCAGAGCUGUCUAUUCCGAUGCUUUUGUGGACAAUGGGGACGAACCGGUUGUUACUGUAUGCCCUCUUGGGUAUAAUGGCUUUUGGUCUAUUCCCAAAACUUGAAGCUCAGGAUGCCCCUGGGCCAGCCGACCUUGUACUCUUAAUUGACGGAUCAGAGAACGUUGGAGCUGCCAACUUCCCCCUCAUCAGUGAUUUGGCUGUCCAAGUGAUUGAGCGGCUUGCCGUGGGCAGGGAUGCAAUCCGUGUAGCCCUUGUGCUUUAUGGUGACGAUCCCGAGAUUCAGUUCUAUCUCAAUAGCUAUGACAACAAAGAGAGCGUCCUCAGUGCUAUCCGGGGACUUAAGUACCCUGGUGGGUAUGAGGCAAAUCUGGGGGCCGCCUUGGAGGAGGUGGCAAACAGUUUGUUGGGCCAAGAUGCAGGAGGCAGGGCAGAGGAAGGGGUGCCCCAGGCACUGGUGGUAAUCAGUGCUGGGGAGUCCACUGAUGAUGUCAGUCAGGGCGACAGGGCCCUAAAGCAGGCCAGUGUGUUCACUUUUGGUAUUGCUGCGGGUGAUUCUGCUACUGCCCAACUGGAAGCUAUUGCUACAGACAAAAGCUUUGUUGUGUCUGCUCCUGAUGUCAGAACAGUGGCAAGCAUGGGUGACCAGAUACUGCCAUACAUUAAUGGGGUCACCCAGCGCACCAUUGUGAUUGAAGUCGAUUUCACAGAAGCUUUGGCUGUUGGGAAGAGAGAUAUAAUUUUCCUCAUUGACAGUAGCAUGGGUACCAUCGUAGUCAAUGCAGUGCGAGAGUUCAUCAAAAGGUUUAUUGACACCAUGCCAAUUGGACCUGAUCAGGUGCAGGUCGGAGUGGCCAUGUUUUCCACCACCACAAGAUCAGAGAUCAACCUCAACUCAUUCAGUUCAAAAGAAUCCCUAAUCUCUGGUCUCGCAAAAAUAAAACCCAAACCUUCGGUUGAAGUCAACAUUGGUGCUGCCCUGGAUUUUGUGAGAACCAACAUGCUCAGAGCUGAGAGUGGGAGCCGCAUUCAAGAUCAAGUGCCACAGCUUGUGUUGCUCCUGACCAGUAAAAAAUCUAAAGACAGUGUCCAACAGCCGGCUGAAGCUCUUCGUCAAAUGGGUGUUCUUACUUUGGCUGCUGGCUCCAAAGCUGCUGAUGAGGAUGAGCUCAGACAAAUAGCUUUUGAUGACAGUGUGGUUUUCAUGCUGAAGGACUUCAGGAUGUUGCUGCGUAACCCCAGAGAAAUCAUCUCCCCUCUCUCUACAUUGUCUGGCAUUGUUGUGUCAGAGGGUCCAACUGAAACAGACACAGUUGUGGAUGUUACUACAGUCCGCACCCAAAGAGUUGUCCGAGACAUUGUCUUCUUGGUGGAUGGAUCUAGCUAUGUUGGAAGUAACUUUCAAUCUGUGCUGGAUUUCAUAACUGGCGUGGUGAACAGACUAGACGUUCGACCUGAGCGAGUGCGCAUUGGACUAAUGCAGUUUGCAGAGGGGCAGAAAACUGAGUUUUAUCUGAACACUCACAACACCAAACAGGAUGUUCUCUCUGCCAUUGCUCAGAUGAGUAUGAUGGGAGGACGUGCAUUGAACACUGGUGCAGCCCUACAGUAUGCCCUAGCCAACCACUUCCAGCCUGCAGUCGGGUCUCGUAGGAGACAGGGGAUCCAGCAGGUACUGGUGCUAAUAACAGGAGGACCAUCUCAAGAUGAAGUGAAGCGGGUUGCUGACCGAGUAGCUGUAGAGGGUGUUUUGACUUUUGCUGUUGGAGCUGGCCAAGUGGAAGAGCGUUUCCUGAAAACUAUUGCAUUUGUUGAAGAUUUGGCAUACUACAGAAGUAAUUUUGCUGACUUGUCAAGUGUUGUUGAGCCGAUUAUGACACCACUGAUCACUGUUGUUGGGGAGACUGAUACAACAAUAACAGAGAUUGCAACACCAGGCCCCUCUGGUGGAGAACGGGACGUUGCAUUCUUGAUCGAUGGUUCUGAUGAUGUCAGAGGUGACUUUCCCUACAUCCGUGACUUCAUUUCCAAAGUCAUUGAGCCUCUAGAUAUAGGCAUUAAUAAAGUACGAGUUUCUGUGGUCCAGCAUAGUGAGAGACCUAGUCCUAGCUUCUAUCUGAACACCUACCAAACCAAAGAUGAGGUGCUGAGAGCUGUAAAUGGACUCACUCUAGCAGGUGGCAGAAGUUUGAAUACAGGUGCUGCCUUGACUUUCAUGAAAAACACCAUCUUGUCAGCAGCACGCGGCAGUCGAGCUGGCGAAAAUGUUCCCCAAUUUUUGAUCGUUUUGACUGGGGGAAGAUCAAGAGAUAGUGUCAGAGAACCUGCGGUAGCCCUAAAGACUGAAGGAGUUGUACCUUUUGGUGUUGGAGUGAAAAAUGCAGACCCUAAACAGAUUGAGGCCAUCUCUCACAAUCCAUCAUUUGCUUUCAAUGUGAAGGAAUUCAGCCAGCUCAACACGGUUCAAGAAAGGCUCAAGAACUAUGUGAACCUUCCAGAUCAAGAACUGAAGGUCUUUCUAGAGAAAGGAAUUAAAAAACGGGAUAUAGUUUUUCUCCUUGAUGGCUCAGAUGACUCCAGAAAUGGACUUCUUGCCAUCCGUGAGUUUAUUCGGAGAAUGGCAGAGGAUCUUGACAUUGACCAGGACAUUGCUCGAGUUGCUGUAAUACAGUACAGUGAAGAUGCUGUGCCUCAUUUCCUACUUAAUACUUACAAUAGUAAGAAAGCUGUAAUUUAUGCCAUUAAUGGCCUCACUGCAAAAGGUGGAAGGAACCUAAAUACUGGGGCAGCGCUAAAGUAUGUCAGGGACCAUGUUUUCACUACUGCUUCUGGAAGUAGACAUCAGCUAGGAGUCCCUCAGCUGUUGAUUUUUAUGACUGGUGGAGGGUCCAGUGAUGAUGUGGCAGGUCCCGCUGAAGAUCUCAAAAACUUUGGAGUUCUGUCCAUUGCCAUUGGAAUAAAGAAUUCUGUAGAGGCAGAGCUCCAAAGCAUAGCAUUUUCACCUAGAUUUCUUUUUAAUCUUCCAGUCUUUGGUGAACUUUUACAUAUACAGCCCGAUAUUCUCUCCUUUAUCAAAUCUAAAUUGGAAAUAGAACCCCCUACUAUCAUUGUUGAAUUGGAUACAGCUCAAAGAGACAUUGUCUUUAUCUUGGAUGGGUCUGAUGACACCAGGGACACGUUUAAACAAAUGUGUCAGUUUGUUCAAAGAGUGGUGGACAAACUCAAUAUCGGGCUCAGUGGAGACAGAGUGUCUUUAGUCCAAUACAGCAGAGAGCCACAAGUUCAUUUUUACCUGAACACACAUGCCACAAAGCAAGAAGUUCUCAAUUCAAUUGAGAAUCUGCAACACCAGGGAGGAAGUCCCCUCAACACAGGAAGAGCCCUUGAUUAUACAAAAAAGAACAUAUUCAUUGCCUCUUCUGGGAGCAGACUCCUGGAUGGGGUUCCUCAGAUUCUUGUGCUUGUGACUGGAGGAAGGUCUCAGGAUGAUGUUAGAGCUCCAGCUGCUGCUCUGAAACAGGACCAAAUUGUUCCACUCAGUAUUGGCAAUCAAAAUGCAGACGUUAUUCAACUCCAGGCAAUCUCGUAUACUCCUGGUCAUACUCUUACUGUUCCUCAGUUUGAUGACCUUCAAACCAUUGAGCAGAAGCUUCUAUCAUAUGUAAAAAGAGUUCCUCGUCAGCCCAAGAGGCUUCCACCAGCUACAACAGAUGCUGAAAAAAGAGAUAUUGUUUUUUUAAUCGAUGCCUCGGAUGGCUCAAAGGGAAGUUUCUUAGGAAUGCAAAACUUUGUUCAGAACCUGGUUCAGAAACUGAAUGUGGCACCAAAUAAAGAUCACAUUUCAUUGGUCCAGUACAGUGAUGAUGCAGCUUUUGAUUUUCUUUUGAAUACACAUUCAUCAUCAGAUGAUGUUAUAAAUCACGUGAAACGUCUAAUUCAUAAAGGAGGAAGCUUGCGUCACACUGGGGCAGCCUUACAGUAUGUAAAAGACAACCUGUUUACUGCUGCUGCAGGGAGUAGACAUUUGGAGGGUGUGCCACAGUUUCUAAUUCUGCUGAGUUCUGGAAGGUCUAAUGAUGACAUACGUGGUCCAGUCAAAGCUUUGAAAGACAUUGGUGUCAUUUCAUUAAGUAUUGGCACCACAAAUGCUGAUACACUUGAGUUACAAACAAUAUCCCAUCAACCAAACUACUUUUUCAUUUCUGAAUUUGAGAACACUCUUGAUGUUCAAGAGAAUAUCUUAGCAUUAAUAAAAGGGGUAUCUUACCAACGGCCAACGGCAACAAUGACUUCUCGGGUCUCUGAAUCUGUUAAAAGGGAUGUUGCAUUUCUUAUUGAUGGCUCUGAUGAUUCUAAAAUUGGUUUUGAGGCAAUUCGCAGUUUUAUCCAGAGGGUAGUUGAGAGUCUAAAUGUGGAGGAAAAUCUGGAUAGGGUGGCGGUUGUUCAGUACAGUCGGGAUCCCACAGCUAAUUUUUAUCUCAGCUCAUACUCAACCAAAAAAGAGGUACUAAAUUCCAUACGUUCUAUGAGGCACAAAAGUGGAAGGCCACUGAACACUGGAGCUGCUCUACUGUUUAUUCAAGAAAAUAUAUUUACACCAUCCUCUGGAAGCAGACGUCAUGAGGGUGUACCUCAGAUUCUGUACUUAUUUAGUGGUGGUAGAUCUGGUGAUGAUGUCAGAACCAUUUCACAGAAUUUAAGAGAAAACAACAUAAAAGUCUUUACAAUCGGCACAAGAAAUGCUGAUACUCUUGAAUUACAGACAAUGUCUUCAAAACCAGCCUAUUCUUUCUCUGUUCCUGACUUCACCUCCAUCAACAGCAUUGUCCAAAGAGUUGCCUCUGUUUUGAUAAGUGGGGAUGAAAUACCUGAGCAAUUUCCAACUCCUGAGGGACAGGCUUUGGAUGCAGGAAGAAAUAUUGUGUUUCUUAUUGACGGAUCUGAUGAUGCUAGUGAUAGAUUCACAGCUAUACGAGAAUUUGUGGCAAGUUUGGCAGAAACGUUUGAUGUUGGUCAAGAAAAAGAUCAAAUUGCUGUUGUGCAGUUCAGUAAUACUGCAGCAACAAGCUUUAAUCUCAGUACAUACUCAUCCUCUUCUGAGGUGGCAGAUGCUGUACGCAACCUCAAACCAAAGGGAGGAAGGCCACAAUAUAUUGGCCAGGCUCUACAAUUUGUUAAAGACAAUAUUUUUACCCCUAGAGUUGGAAGUCAGCAAAUGGACACUGUUAGCCAAAAUCUUGUGCUUGUGGCUGGUGGCAGAUCAAGAGAUUCUCCUCGUGGACCAGCUAAUGCACUAAAGAGUAUGGGAGUAGCCAUUUUUGCCAUUGGGUCAAGGCUGACAGACCCCAUUGAAAUGGAAGCCAUUUCCUCUCGGACAGAUUAUGCUAUGGCUGUUUAUGAUUUUCAUGACUUAAACAAUGUCCGUCAAAGCCUGCUGACAAAACUUAUGGGUGUAAGACAAAAAGGAGACACUAAAGUUGAUGGUAUAGGAUUUAAAAGGGAUAUUGCUUUUCUUGUGGAUGGUUCGGACAGUACAAGAAGAGGAUUUCCAGAAAUACGUGAUUUUCUGUACAAUAUUAUCACAAAUCUUAAUGUGGGAAUUGAUAACGAUAGAAUCUCAGUAAUUCAGUACAGCAAUGUGGCUGUGGCAAAUUUUUAUUUAAAUUCAUUCUUAAGAAAGGAAGAUGUAUUGAAUGCAGUAAAAGUGCUUAGCCAUAAAGGUGGAAGGCCCUUAAACACAGGAUCUGCCCUUCAAUACGUAAGGGAAAAUAUCUUUAUAAGUGCCUCAGGGAGCAGGCACAAAGAAGGCACCCCUCAAAUAUUAAUUCUUCUGACAAGUGGAAAAUCCAGGGACAGCAUUUCUGAAGCAGCCUUUGCUCUUAAAAAAACUGGGGUAUUAAUAUAUGGAAUAGGAGGAAAGUACUCAGACUCUGAUGAAUUAAAUACAAUUUCUUCUGAAAAUAAUGUGCUCUCAUUGGCUGACUUCAGUGAAUUACCAAAAAUCAAAGUACAGCUACUGGAAGCAAUGAAAGCCAAUCCAAAUUACAACAAAAAGGAAAAGAUAGCUGAGGGUGAUAGAAAGAGGAGAGAUGUUGUCUUCCUGUUGGAUGGAUCGGAUGACACUAAGAAUUUCCCAGCAAUGAAAGAAUUUGUGCAAAGAGUAGUGGAUCAAUUCAACAUAGAGCCAAACAGAGACCGUGUUUCUGUGGUGCAGUACAGUAGAGACGCCGAGGUCCAUUUCUAUCUGAACAGCUACACGACAAAGGAAGACGUUCUCGACCGUGUCAGAGGUCUGAGACACAAAGGAGGUAGACCCCUCUACACGGGGGCAGCUCUCCAGUACGUCAGAGACAAUGUCUUUAGUGCCUCCUCCGGCAGCAGACGGUUGGAGGGUGUGCCGCAGGUACUGAUCCUGCUUAACGGGGGAAGGUCAUUCGACAGUGUUGAUGCAGCAGCCUCCUCUCUGAAAGAGCUUGGCGUCUUGACUUUCGGAAUAGGAUCGAGGGGCUCUGAUAGCAGAGAACUGCAGAGAAUCUCAUACGACCCCAAUUAUGCUCUUUCCGUGUCCGACUUCAGUGAGCUUCCAAACGUCCAAGAGCAGCUGCUGGCCUCUGUCCAGGCUGUUGCAAUUCCCAUCACUCCAACUACCCCGACUCUCACCGCUGAUGAUGCCGUACCCAGAAAGGACGUAGUGUUUCUGCUGGACGGUUCAGAUGGCACUAGAAAUACAUUCCCAGCGAUGCGUGAAUUUGUGCAAAGAGUAGUGGAGCAAUUCAACAUAGAGGCAAACAGAGACCGUGUUUCUGUGGUGCAGUACAGUAGAGACGCUGAGGUCAAUUUCUAUCUGAAUACCUACUCGACAAAAGGGGAGAUCCUGAACACUGUCAGAGGUCUGAGGCAUAGAGGAGGGAGACCCCUCAACACAGGGGCAGCUCUCCAGUACGUGAGGGACAGUGUCUUCACUGCCUCUGCGGGGAGUAGAAAGCAAGAGGGUGUCCCUCAGAUUCUUAUCCUCCUCAGUGGAGGGCGGUCAAGCGAUAACAUAGAUGCACCUGCCUCUGCCCUGAAAGAGAGCGGAAUCUUGAUUUUUGGCAUCGGCACCAGAAAUUCGAGCAAAGAGGUGCUGAGAAUUGCCAAUGAUCCUACCUAUGCACAGUCCAUCAAUGAAUUCUCUGAUCUUCCCAGUGUCCAGCAGCAGUUUAUCAGCUCCCUCAACAAUGCGCUUGAAGAAGUCAAGCCAACGACACCUACCGUGGCGGCUGAGCGAAGGAUGACUAGGAGGGAUGUAGUGUUCCUGCUGGAUGGUUCAGAUGGCACAAGGAGCUCUUUCCCUGCAAUGCGUGACUUUGUUGAGAGGAUGGUGGAGAGACUGAAUGUGUCUGAGAACAGAGACCGUGUGUCUGUGGUCCAGUACAGCAGAGAUCCAGAGGCCCAUUUCUAUCUUAACACAUACUCUAGAAAGGAGGACGUGCUUGACACGCUCAGGGGUCUGAGGCACAAAGGAGGGAGACCCCUCAACACAGGGGCAGCUCUGCAGUACGUGAAGGACAAUGUCUUCACUGCCUCCGCUGGAAGCAGACUUGUAGAAGGUGUGCCUCAGUUACUGAUUCUGCUGAGUGGUGGAAGGUCAUUUGAUAAUGUUGACACGCCAGCCUCAUCCCUGAAAGAGCUGGGAGUGCUUAUCUUUGGGAUAGGGUCAAGGAGCUCAGACAGCAGGGAACUCCAGAAGAUCUCCCAUGAGCCUAGUUAUGCACUCUCAGUGAGUGACUUCGCUGACCUUCCCAGUGUCCAACAGCAGCUUUUCACCAACAUUAACACAGUCUUUGUAGAGGCCACGUCUAUCACUACCACAACCACAACGAUAGCUGAGGGCCGUAGACAGAGGAGAGAUGUUGUCUUCCUGCUGGAUGGAUCAGAUGGCACUAGGAAUGGGUUCCCAGCAAUGAAAGAAUUUGUGCAAAGAAUAGUGGAGAAAUUGGAAGUAGCUGAGGACAGAGAUCGCGUUUCUGUGGUCCAGUACAGCAGAGACCCAGAGGCCCAUUUCUAUCUGAACACGUACACGACAAAGGAAGAAAUUCUUGACAGUGUCAGAGGUCUGCGGCACAAAGGAGGCAGACCCCUCUACACGGGGGCAGCGCUCCAGUACGUCAGAGACAAUGUCUUUACUGCCUCCUCCGGCAGCAGACGGCUGGAGGCUGUGCCGCAGAUACUGGUUUUGCUUAGCGGGGGAAGGUCAUUUGACAGUGUUGAGGCAGCAGCCUCUUCUCUCAAAGAGCUUGGCGUCUUGACCUUUGGAAUAGGAUCGAGGGGCUCUGAUAGCAGAGAAUUGCAGAGAAUUUCAUACGACCCCAAUUAUGCUCUGUCCGUGUCCGACUUCAGCGAGCUCCCAAAUGUCCAAGAGCAGCUGCUGGCCUCUGUCCAGGCUGUUUCAAUUCCCAUCACUCCAACUACACCGACUGUAACCGCGGAAUACGUCGCACCCGGAAAGGACGUAGUGUUUCUGCUGGACGGUUCAGAUGGCACUAGGAAUUCUUUCCCAGCUAUGCGUGAUUUUGUGCAAAGAGUAGUGGAUCAAUUCAACAUAGAGCCAAACAGAGACCGUGUUUCUGUGGUGCAGUACAGUAGAGACGCCGAGGUCCAUUUCUAUCUGAACAGCUACACGACAAAGGAAGACGUUCUCGACCGUGUCAGAGGUCUGAGACACAAAGGAGGUAGACCCCUCUACACGGGGGCAGCUCUCCAGUACGUCAGAGACAAUGUCUUUAGUGCCUCCUCCGGCAGCAGACGGUUGGAGGGUGUGCCGCAGGUACUGAUCCUGCUUAACGGGGGAAGGUCAUUCGACAGUGUUGAUGCAGCAGCCUCCUCUCUGAAAGAGCUUGGCGUCUUGACUUUCGGAAUAGGAUCGAGGGGCUCUGAUAGCAGAGAACUGCAGAGAAUCUCAUACGACCCCAAUUAUGCUCUUUCCGUGUCCGACUUCAGUGAGCUUCCAAACGUCCAAGAGCAGCUGCUGGCCUCUGUCCAGGCUGUUGCAAUUCCCAUCACUCCAACUACCCCGACUCUCACCGCUGAUGAUGCCGUACCCAGAAAGGACGUAGUGUUUCUGCUGGACGGUUCAGAUGGCACUAGAAAUACAUUCCCAGCGAUGCGUGAAUUUGUGCAAAGAGUAGUGGAGCAAUUCAACAUAGAGGCAAACAGAGACCGUGUUUCUGUGGUGCAGUACAGUAGAGACGCUGAGGUCAAUUUCUAUCUGAAUACCUACUCGACAAAAGGGGAGAUCCUGAACACUGUCAGAGGUCUGAGGCAUAGAGGAGGGAGACCCCUCAACACAGGGGCAGCUCUCCAGUACGUGAGGGACAGUGUCUUCACUGCCUCUGCGGGGAGUAGAAAGCAAGAGGGUGUCCCUCAGAUUCUUAUCCUCCUCAGUGGAGGGCGGUCAAGCGAUAACAUAGAUGCACCUGCCUCUGCCCUGAAAGAGAGCGGAAUCUUGAUUUUUGGCAUCGGCACCAGAAAUUCGAGCAAAGAGGUGCUGAGAAUUGCCAAUGAUCCUACCUAUGCACAGUCCAUCAAUGAAUUCUCUGAUCUUCCCAGUGUCCAGCAGCAGUUUAUCAGCUCCCUCAACAAUGCGCUUGAAGAAGUCAAGCCAACGACACCUACCGUGGCGGCUGAGCGAAGGAUGACUAGGAGGGAUGUAGUGUUCCUGCUGGAUGGUUCAGAUGGCACAAGGAGCUCUUUCCCUGCAAUGCGUGACUUUGUUGAGAGGAUGGUGGAGAGACUGAAUGUGUCUGAGAACAGAGACCGUGUGUCUGUGGUCCAGUACAGCAGAGAUCCAGAGGCCCAUUUCUAUCUUAACACAUACUCUAGAAAGGAGGACGUGCUUGACACGCUCAGGGGUCUGAGGCACAAAGGAGGGAGACCCCUCAACACAGGGGCAGCUCUGCAGUACGUGAGGGACAGUGUCUUCACUGCCUCCGCUGGAAGCAGACUUGUAGAAGGUGUGCCUCAGUUACUGAUUCUGCUGAGUGGUGGAAGGUCAUUUGAUAAUGUUGACACGCCAGCCUCAUCCCUGAAAGAGCUGGGAGUGCUUAUCUUUGGGAUAGGGUCAAGGAGCUCAGACAGCAGGGAACUCCAGAAGAUCUCCCAUGAGCCUAGUUAUGCACUCUCAGUGAGUGACUUCGCUGACCUUCCCAGUGUCCAACAGCAGCUUUUCACCAACAUUAACACAGUCUUUGUAGAGGCCACGUCUAUCACUACCACAACCACAACGAUAGCUGAGGGCCGUAGACAGAGGAGAGAUGUUGUCUUCCUGCUGGAUGGAUCAGAUGGCACUAGGAAUGGGUUCCCAGCAAUGAAAGAAUUUGUGCAAAGAAUAGUGGAGAAAUUGGAAGUAGCUGAGGACAGAGAUCGCGUUUCUGUGGUCCAGUACAGCAGAGACCCAGAGGCCCAUUUCUAUCUGAACACGUACACGACAAAGGAAGAAAUUCUUGACAGUGUCAGAGGUCUGCGGCACAAAGGAGGCAGACCCCUCUACACGGGGGCAGCGCUCCAGUACGUCAGAGACAAUGUCUUUACUGCCUCCUCCGGCAGCAGACGGCUGGAGGCUGUGCCGCAGAUACUGGUUUUGCUUAGCGGGGGAAGGUCAUUUGACAGUGUUGAGGCAGCAGCCUCUUCUCUCAAAGAGCUUGGCGUCUUGACCUUUGGAAUAGGAUCGAGGGGCUCUGAUAGCAGAGAAUUGCAGAGAAUUUCAUACGACCCCAAUUAUGCUCUGUCCGUGUCCGACUUCAGCGAGCUCCCAAAUGUCCAAGAGCAGCUGCUGGCCUCUGUCCAGGCUGUUUCAAUUCCCAUCACUCCAACUACACCGACUGUAACCGCGGAAUACGUCGCACCCGGAAAGGACGUAGUGUUUCUGCUGGACGGUUCAGAUGGCACUAGGAAUUCUUUCCCAGCUAUGCGUGAUUUUGUGCAAAGAGUAGUGGAUCAAUUCAACAUAGAGCCAAACAGAGACCGUGUUUCUGUGGUGCAGUACAGUAGAGACGCCGAGGUCCAUUUCUAUCUGAACAGCUACACGACAAAGGAAGACGUUCUCGACCGUGUCAGAGGUCUGAGACACAAAGGAGGUAGACCCCUCUACACGGGGGCAGCUCUCCAGUACGUCAGAGACAAUGUCUUUAGUGCCUCCUCCGGCAGCAGACGGUUGGAGGGUGUGCCGCAGGUACUGAUCCUGCUUAACGGGGGAAGGUCAUUCGACAGUGUUGAUGCAGCAGCCUCCUCUCUGAAAGAGCUUGGCGUCUUGACUUUCGGAAUAGGAUCGAGGGGCUCUGAUAGCAGAGAACUGCAGAGAAUCUCAUACGACCCCAAUUAUGCUCUUUCCGUGUCCGACUUCAGUGAGCUUCCAAACGUCCAAGAGCAGCUGCUGGCCUCUGUCCAGGCUGUUGCAAUUCCCAUCACUCCAACUACCCCGACUCUCACCGCUGAUGAUGCCGUACCCAGAAAGGACGUAGUGUUUCUGCUGGACGGUUCAGAUGGCACUAGAAAUACAUUCCCAGCGAUGCGUGAAUUUGUGCAAAGAGUAGUGGAGCAAUUCAACAUAGAGGCAAACAGAGACCGUGUUUCUGUGGUGCAGUACAGUAGAGACGCUGAGGUCAAUUUCUAUCUGAAUACCUACUCGACAAAAGGGGAGAUCCUGAACACUGUCAGAGGUCUGAGGCAUAGAGGAGGGAGACCCCUCAACACAGGGGCAGCUCUCCAGUACGUGAGGGACAGUGUCUUCACUGCCUCUGCGGGGAGUAGAAAGCAAGAGGGUGUCCCUCAGAUUCUUAUCCUCCUCAGUGGAGGGCGGUCAAGCGAUAACAUAGAUGCACCUGCCUCUGCCCUGAAAGAGAGCGGAAUCUUGAUUUUUGGCAUCGGCACCAGAAAUUCGAGCAAAGAGGUGCUGAGAAUUGCCAAUGAUCCUACCUAUGCACAGUCCAUCAAUGAAUUCUCUGAUCUUCCCAGUGUCCAGCAGCAGUUUAUCAGCUCCCUCAACAAUGCGCUUGAAGAAGUCAAGCCAACGACACCUACCGUGGCGGCUGAGCGAAGGAUGACUAGGAGGGAUGUAGUGUUCCUGCUGGAUGGUUCAGAUGGCACAAGGAGCUCUUUCCCUGCAAUGCGUGACUUUGUUGAGAGGAUGGUGGAGAGACUGAAUGUGUCUGAGAACAGAGACCGUGUGUCUGUGGUCCAGUACAGCAGAGAUCCAGAGGCCCAUUUCUAUCUUAACACAUACUCUAGAAAGGAGGACGUGCUUGACACGCUCAGGGGUCUGAGGCACAAAGGAGGGAGACCCCUCAACACAGGGGCAGCUCUGCAGUACGUGAGGGACAGUGUCUUCACUGCCUCCGCUGGAAGCAGACUUGUAGAAGGUGUGCCUCAGUUACUGAUUCUGCUGAGUGGUGGAAGGUCAUUUGAUAAUGUUGACACGCCAGCCUCAUCCCUGAAAGAGCUGGGAGUGCUUAUCUUUGGGAUAGGGUCAAGGAGCUCAGACAGCAGGGAACUCCAGAAGAUCUCCCAUGAGCCUAGUUAUGCACUCUCAGUGAGUGACUUCGCUGACCUUCCCAGUGUCCAACAGCAGCUUUUCACCAACAUUAACACAGUCUUUGUAGAGGCCACGUCUAUCACUACCACAACCACAACGAUAGCUGAGGGCCGUAGACAGAGGAGAGAUGUUGUCUUCCUGCUGGAUGGAUCAGAUGGCACUAGGAAUGGGUUCCCAGCAAUGAAAGAAUUUGUGCAAAGAAUAGUGGAGAAAUUGGAAGUAGCUGAGGACAGAGAUCGCGUUUCUGUGGUCCAGUACAGCAGAGACCCAGAGGCCCAUUUCUAUCUGAACACGUACACGACAAAGGAAGAAAUUCUUGACAGUGUCAGAGGUCUGCGGCACAAAGGAGGCAGACCCCUCUACACGGGGGCAGCGCUCCAGUACUGUGCACCUGUUUGUGAAUCCUGUGGUCAGACUGUCAGAUUAAUUUGUGUAUUUUCUUCUUUUUAUUUCAAAACAGAGGUUACAAUUUCAGUACCUCGCGGAGAUAAGAGGGAUGUUGUUUUCCUAAUUGAUGGCACAACAAAGAUGCGCACUGAGUUCCCUGCCAUAAGAGACAUGGUUCAGCGAGUGGUGGAGAAGUUGGAUGUGGGCCUUGACAAUGUGAGGGUCUCAGUCGUGCAGUACAGUGAUAAUCCCAAAUUGGAAUUUCUCCUCAAUGAGUACUCCACCAAGGAGGAAAUUCGUCAAGCAAUACGACGAAUGAGAAGCAUAGGUGGCAAUCAGCUUAACACUGGUCAGGCUCUGGAAUAUGUAUCAAAGAACAUCUAUCAAAGAUCAGCUGGAAGCCGUGUAGAAGAGGGUGUGCCCCAGUUUCUCAUCCUGGUAACCGGGGGAAAGUCAAAUGAUGACGUAUCUGGUCCUGCUAACCAACUGAAGUUAAGCCGUGUUGCUCCCUUGGCAGUUGGAGCUCAUGAUGCUGAUGCAGAGGAGCUGAAAUUAAUUUCUUUUAGUCCAGGACUAACAUACACCAUUAGAGACUUCCAUCUACUUCCAACAGUGGAGCAACAGCUUUUGACCAAAGUCAGUACCAUGACCAGAGAUGAAAUUUCGACCCCCCCUAUUCCAAAAGAUCCACUUAAUCUUGGAAGAAAGGACAUCAUCUUCCUCAUUGAUGGCUCUGAGAGUGUUGGACAAAGUGGUGUUGCUCACAUUCGUGACUUUAUCUUGAAAGUAGUUGAUCAGCUUGAUGUACGACCUGACCAAGUUCGCGUGGCUUUAGUACAGUAUGGUGAAAGACCUAAAACUGAAUUCUCUUUGAACUCCCACGACAACAAGCAAUCUGUCAUCUCUGCAAUCAAAAGACUACGUCACAUGGGUGGACGUGGCGCUGACCUUGCUGAGGCAAUAAAGUAUGUGAUUCGAAAUGAGCUCCAGGCUUCUGCUGGGGUACGUCUAGCACAGGCUUCCCAGCAUUUGGUUGUGCUCACUGGUGGAAAGUCAACAUCCGAUGUAUCUACUUAUGGCACAAUUCUCAAAGACGCUCGGGUCAAUUGUAUAGGAAUUGGUGCAGAAAAUGCAGACACAAGACAGCUGGCACAAAUUACUACCACUUCUGAUGACGUCCUGCAGGUGUCUACUUUCCCAAAUCUUCCGAACAUACAGAGCAAGUUUAUAGCCAGACUUAAUGGAACAAUUGCAGAGGAACCUACCACUGAGCCUGAUGAUCUAGAUCCUGGACUCCCACAGCCCAAGGCUGCUGACAUUGUCUUUUUGGUUGAUGGCUCAAUCAAUCUUGGCAAGGACAAUUUCAAAGAGGUCAUGGAAUUCAUUCUCAAUUUAAUUGACCUGUUCUUUACUGAGAGAGACAAACUUCAGAUUGGUCUAGCACAUUAUGCUACUGAUGUGACCGACGUAUUCUACCUAAACACCUACCAAAAUAAGGAUGAUAUUAUCAAUGCCAUAACUCGAGCAGAGUACAAGGGAGGUCGAGAACUUAAAACAGGCAAUGCCAUUCGCCAUGUUCAGAAAACACAUUUUAUUAAAGAAAGAGGCAGUCGGAAGGAUCAGGGAAUUCCACAGAUCCUAAUGGUAGUCACUGGUGGACGGUCAAGGGAUGACAGUAAAACAGCGGCAUUAGGUCUCAAAGCCAGUGGUGUGCGCAUCUAUGCUGUUGGGGUGGGUGAUAUAGAGGAUGAGCUCAAUAAUUUGGGCAGUGAAGCUACUACGGUGGCCCGAGCCAGCACCUUCCAAGAGCUCUCUGAGCUGAAUGAGCAGAUUUUGGAAACACUUGAUGAUGAGGUGAAAGGAAUAGGACUGUGCACUGGAAUAAAGGAUCCUACAAAAGUAUGCAAGUUGGAUGUUCUUGUGGGGUUUGAUGUGGCUGCACAGAACAUUUUUGCUGCUCAGAGAUCAUUAGAGUCAAAGAUGGCUGCUAUUCUCCAACGCAUUACCCAGAUACAGCCCAUCAGCUGCACUUCUGGCCAGGCUCCCUCAAUAAAAGUGGGCAUGUUAGCGAUGGACUCUGCAUCAGAGCCCGUUCAGCUGGAUUUCACCAACAGAUACACAGAGAUUCUUGAGCCCUUCAGGGCCCUCCGAAAUCGUGGACCUUUUGUUCUGAAUGGUGCCACAAUCAAGGCUUAUGCUGAUAGAUUGAAGAAUCAGCCUACAGAUAGUAUCAAGGUUGUGAUCCACUUAACUGAUGGAUUAGAUGCCCAGUACAACAUUCUGAAAGAGCGAGUUGAACUGAUGCGUUUAGCAGGUGUUAGUAGCUUCAUUCUUGUUGCACUGGAGAGAGUGCCACGAUUUGAAGAUGCAGUUCUCUUGGAAUUUGGCCGUGGCUUCAGGUACACACGACCUCUGCGUGUCAAUCUCAUGGACUUGGAUUAUGAACUUCUAGAAGAACUGGAUAACAUUGCUGAGCGGGAAUGCUGUUCCGUUCCAUGCAAGUGUAAUGGCCAGAGAGGGGACAGAGGAGCUGUUGGUGUUCCUGGACCAAAGGGUCAAUCUGGUGGUCAGGGCUUCAGUGGACAUCCUGGUGAUGAAGGUGGUCCGGGAGAGAGAGGUCCACCUGGUGUAAAUGGAACUCAAGGAUUCCAAGGAUGUCCAGGUCAAAGAGGUGUUAAAGGAUCUCGAGGAUACAAUGGUGAAAAGGGUGAAAUUGGAGAGAUUGGUUUAGAUGGAAUCAAUGGAGAAGAGGGAACAAGUGGCGUUGCUGGCCCUCCUGGAGAUAUAGGAAACCCCGGCCAAAGGGGGCCUAAAGGAGCCAAAGGCCAGGCAGGAGAUGUUGGUCAGACUGGAAUACGUGGUGAUCCAGGCACCCCAGGAAGAGACAACAACCAGAGGGGACCAAAAGGUGACCCAGGCGAUGCUGGCCCAGCGGGAGAGCCAGGGGUGGACGGAAAUAAGGGAGGUCCUGGUGAACCAGGCAGACGGGGCUCUGAUGGCAGAAGGGGGCCUCCUGGUCAAGCUGGUGCUGCUGGAAGGCCCGGAAGUGAUGGUUUACCAGGAGAGACGGGAAUUGGAGGACCUCGGGGUCCCGCUGGACCAAUUGGAGCACCUGGUAUUAGAGGAGAGGAUGGAAACCCUGGUCCAAGGGGGCCAGGAGGACUGCCAGGACCUGCUGGAGAAAAGGGUAGAAGAGGUGCCAUUGGCCGUAAGGGUGAACCAGGGGAGCCGGGACCUAAAGGUGUUGUUGGACCCCUGGGACCCCGCGGGGAGCCUGGUGAGGAUGGACGAGAUGGGUUUGGUGUACCUGGUCCUAAAGGAAGAAAGGGUGAUGAAGGUUUCCCUGGUUUCCCUGGUCCAAAGGGUGAAGCAGGUGACCCUGGUUCAAAUGGAGGACCUGGACCUAGAGGAAACAAUGGCCAAAGGGGUACCUCAGGAGCACGUGGUGAGCCUGGUCAAUUGGGAGAUAAUGGAUACCCAGGUCCCAUUGGCCUAAAAGGACCCAGAGGAGUUGGUCCAGAAAAAUGUGAUCUGGUCAAGAAAAUUAGGGAUAACUGCCCUUGCUGCUAUGGUGCUCAGGAAUGUCCCCUAUACCCCACUGAGUUGGCCUUUGCCCUGGAUGCAUCAGAUGGUGUAUCACGCCCUGCUUUCAACAACAUGCGGGAGACUGUUCUCCGCUUGGUCAGUGACAUCACUAUUGCUGAGAGCAACUGUCCCCGGGGCGCUCGUGUUGCUCUUGCGCUCUACAACAAUGAGGUGACUACCGAGAUACGCUUUGCAGAUACCCAGAAGAAGCGAGCACUUGUUGAACGAGUUCAAGGGCUCCAGGCUCUGCAGACCCGUAAGCCGCGCAGCUUGGAGACGGCUAUGAACUUCAUUGCACAGAACACAUUCAAGAGAGUUCGCAGUGGCUUCCUUGUACGCAAGGUUGCUGUUUUCUUUGUCAACGCUGCUGCUUCAAUCACACCAGAAUUCAGUGCCGCUGCUCUGCGCCUCUACGAUGCAGGAAUUUCCUCUGUAUUCAUUCUUAACCGUGAAGAUCGUCCACUCACAAGAGCCUUGCAGCUUAACAACACUGCAUUAGCCCAGAUUAUUGUCCUACCCUCACCUGGAAGUGCUGAAUACAACAAUGUAAUCAAGAAGAUCAUGACCUGCCAUAUCUGCUUAGAUUUCUGUGCCCCGGAUCCGAUCUGUGGUAAUAUUGGACGUGGAGUCCGUGUCCGAGACCGGAGGGAUCCCACCACUGACUUGGACAUCGACAUGGCCUUCAUUCUCGAUAGCUCAGAGAGCACCUGGCCUUCCGUCUUCUUAGAGAUAAAGCAAUAUUUGGCUCUAAUGAUAGAACAGCUAGAGAUGUCCCCUGAGCCAACCAGCACUACCCAUCAUGCUCGAGUGGCACUUGUCCAGCAUGCACCUUAUGAAUACUUGAACAAUGGCAGUGGAAUACCCAUCAGCGUGGCCUUUGGUUUGACAGAUCACAAGUCACCAAGCAGUGUUCGAAGCUUCUUACAGGAUAAGGUGCACCAGUUGCAGGGAGGACGUGCCCUUGCAGCUGCUCUUGAAGGCACUGUUGAACAUGUGUUUGAGAAGGCUCCACAUCCCCGGCACUUGAAAGUAUUAGUUAUUUUGGUGACUGGACCAGUUGAACUGCAUGAGGAGAGGAUAAUAAGGGCCGCCACUGAAGUUAAAUGCAAAGGGUACUUCAUAGUGGUGAUGGCAGUUGGAAAGCUGUUCAGUGCAGGUGAUAUCCGUGUCCUGGCCCAGGUGGCAAGCGAGCCUUCAGAUGUGUUCUUUAAGAGGGUGGAUAGACCUUCAGGCUUCUAUGAUGACCAUAUUCAGACAUUUGCCAGACUGUUGCCCAAGUACCUCGGCCUUGAAAAUGCUUUGUACCUGUCGCCUGAAGUCGUUAAGAAGUGCCAGUGGUAUCAGAGUGACCAGCCACACAAAGUCCCAUUCAAUUUACCACAAACAGAGGAGAAACAACAGAAGCAUUAUGGACAGCAGGAGGUUCAUGACAGAAAACAUAAAGAAAAAGGUAUGGAGGAACUGCAUCUGGUUAAUGUCACCUCCAGCGGAUUCUCCCUACAGUGGUUGAGUGGAGAUUCAAAGGCAACCCAUGAGGUUACUGUGACUCGUCUGAAGGAUCAUAGUUUGGUACUGAGGAAAAAUGUGACUGGCAGCCAUCUCUCCAUUACUGAGCUGGAGGCAGCCCAAACCUAUCACGUAGUGGUCAACACUCACAGUGCCAAUGGUCAUGUUGCCAGCACCUACAAAGGCAUUGUUCCCACAAAAUCAGCACAUCCAAAGGUCCUUACUGUAAGUGAUGUGAUGGGGAUUGUGCCUACUGCACCCUUGAGUAAACCAGAAACAAAAUCAGCAGAACAGAAAAUUCUUAAUGCCAGCAAAAUGACUGGGUUGAUGUCCACUGCACCCUUGAGUAAACCAGAAAUUGAAUCAGCAGAACAGAAGGUUAUUAUUCCAAGUGAAGUGAUGGGGAGUGGGCCUUCUGCUCCCUUAAGUAAACCAGAAAUUAAAACGGCGGAACAGAAGGUUCUUGCUCCGAGUGAAGUAAUGGGGAUGGUGUCCUCUGCAUCUUUAAGUAAACCAGAAAAAAUUAACAAUUUUAUGGACCCAUGCUCACUUGACUUUGACACUGGACUGCCAUGCAAAGAUUACCAAGCUAAGUGGUACUUUGACAGAAAGAACGGAUUCUGUACACAGUUCUGGUAUGGAGGUUGUGGAGGAAAUGACAAUAGGUUUGAGACUGAGGCUGAUUGCCUCAAACGCUGCAUGAAGACAGUGGCUGAGCAUAAAGCAAGUGACAAGCAAGUCAAAGCUGUUCUCCCCCCAGCCCCAGCUCCAGGUGCCCUGCACUCCAGUGUGGAUAUCUGCAAGCUACCAAAAGAAGAAGGUUCCUGUGCUAAAUUUGUGCUUAAAUGGCAUUAUGACCCGCUUAGUGGAAACUGUACUCGCUUCUGGUACGGAGGUUGUGGAGGGAACCAGAAUCGCUUUGAUACACAAGAUGAGUGUGAGAAGGCCUGUGGAAAAGCAGCACCUAUUCAGCGAGGGAUCAUCGCUGCAGUUAAAACAUAGGAACUAAUGAAGACUGUAAGCUAACCGCUGACAACACUCAGAGGAUAUUGCACCGAAAACUAGAAGCUUCACCACAGCCAAGAUGCCUGCACUGGACCCUGCCAGAGGAUUUGAUCCAAAGAAAACCUUGAAGUAGUAUUUUCCAUAUAAGAGAGAAAAAAAAGCAGAACAAGUUUCUUUGUUUCGUGCUGGUGCUACAAUCAGUUUCGUUAAUAUUUUUUAAUUGUUUUAUUUUUAAUGUGUGUAUGGGUUUGAAUAAAACACAGUGUAAAUGUCCAGGGCAAAAUAGCUUCUUUUUUUUUUUUUGAAAGAAUGUUCUGUUUUAAUCACGUGGUUUGUUUUUGGAAAUAUCUUGAUCAAAACAUAUCAAUAAAUCUUUGUAGUUAUGAGACAGGUUCAUGACAGUUCGAUUUAGUAAAUUCUGCUCCUAAUUUACUGCAGUCCCCUUACUGGGUUUUUUUUUUUUUUACUGCUUGGAAGGAAGAAUCUUAAUUGCUCUUUCUGGUCAUACCGCUGGAGAUCUCCACUGAAUCCACUGAAUCUCCAAGCAAAUGCUAUGUUAAUGUUUGCAAAUUAGGCAAUUAUAAAAUGAACCAUCUGAAAUCAAUGUCUUUUUUUUUUUAAAUAAGAAUGAAUUUUUGGAAUCAUUGCCUUACACACAAGUUUUGAUUUCAAAAGGCAAUUAGAAUGUACUUUUCAAACUGUAUUUUUUGGGGGGGGAGGGAUGGUGGUUUUUUUAAACUUUGUAUUUCACUUGGAAAUGGGAAGAUAUAAAUAAAUUAGUCUUUAUAUAAAA